AAGAAGGAUUACAGGUAACUUAUCAAUUAAAUUAAUAUAAAUUGGUUUCUCGGAAACCAAUAACGAUUAUUUGGAUAGGUUUGACGUUUCGGCAUAACUUUAUAUCGCAAUGAGGAGUUAUGUUUAUAAUGUAGUAAAAUAAUUUUACGUUAUUCAAGUGAUUUUUUUUAUCAUAUUGCAACGUGAAGGAUAUUUUAAGUUGUUCAUAUAUACGGUAUUUGCAUAUAGUGGUUAUCUUCAAUAAGGAUAAACCUUACCCAGUCCAGAUAAGUUUUAAGAAAUACAAGGCUUAUAUUAAAUUCGAUUCCAAGAUGCCUACAGUAUUAAUGUUAGAUGCUUCAUAUUCUAUGUCAAGAUGCAAUGGAUCUGACAAAAAUACUAUUUUGCAAUUAGCAAUUCAGGCAGUUCAUAGUUUUCUUGACUAUUUAGCAAUCCAUUGCAAAUUGGAAUUUGUAGCUCUGACAGUUUUCUCAUCAACCUUCAAAUGUAUUUGUAAUUUUACACGGGAUUAUGCUUCCAUCAAAGAAAAGUUAAAUGCUGUUGAAGAGCUAGAUAAAACGAACAUAGAAACAGCAUUUAAAGAAGUCAACAACCUUGUCAUAAAUGAAUGGGGAAUUAAUACACCAUGUCAUGUGGUACUAAUAACAGAUGGAUGUGCUCCACUGUAUCGAGUUGGAAUAACACAAUUCUCAUUUCCUGCAAAGUUGCAUAUUAUUUGUAUGUGUCGAAGCGAUGAUAAAACUUUUAUGCACUCUAAAAGCAUUUAUGAAGAAUUGUUAACACGAUUUGGUUCAUCUCCUACUAAUGAUUUACAUACAAUGCAGCCUGACACAAAUGCUAGUAAAGUUAAUGCAGCUUUUGCUCCCAUUGAUGCACAUACUAUAUCUGAAGCAAUAUUGCACUUUUCUGAACAGAACUAUCAUGAACACAGAGCAUCAUUGAAAUGUGGUGGGCUCUCUUGUGAUGUAUUUUUAUUUCCCCCACCUGAACCAUAUUUAGAAGUAACAGAGUAUAGUGUAAAGAAGCACUAUGUCUCAAGACACUUAGAAGUAUGUGGGUUUCUUUCAAUUGCGGAUGUAGGGUCUCCAAUGGCGAUUUCUCGUCAUCUUUUGCUUCCAGCACCUGUUUUGAAUAUGAAUGGCAAUGAGGAUGGAGUUACAGAAAGGAAAAAUGAUUCCAGCAAUGCAAUAGAAAUGAUGCAAACUGAUGACGAUUCUAGUGAUGAAGGUAGACAACCAUCAUUUUGUGUUUUGUUACAUGGAGCUCUAAGGAAGGAGAGCAUGGUAGCUCUUAUUUCUAUUGCAGAUGAAUGGUUUGCACUUGCAUACUCACGUGCUGAUGGGAGAAAGAAAAGUGGUCUUAUGCUAGCUACUUUAAAACCAGGGACAAAACCUUUACCAGGUCUGGGAGACCUAAGAUUACUUGGAUUAGAAGAACAAGCACCAGGAAUGGCAAUACGACCCAUGGAAAAGCGUAGCUAUUCUCAAAGUACAGUAACCUGGAUAAAGCAUUCAGGAUUGCAAUCAGACAUACAAAAGUUGCUUAGACAUGCUAGAAAAUUACCAGAGAAAACUUCACAUUUUUAUAAAGAAUUAAAUAGGGUAAGAAGAGCAGCUACAUCAUUAGGAUUUAUUGAAUUAUUAGAAGCAAUGGCAUUGAUAUUUGAGCGUGAAUGUGCUUCUUUACCAGAUAAUGCUAGUCCUGAUUGUGCACUACAAUUAACUCAUGCAGCUCAACAAUUACGAGACCCACGCUCUCGUGAUCCCAGUACUAGCAUAAUGCCCGUUAGCACAAAAUAUAAUUUAAAUGCUAAAGUUUCAUGUUAGCUACAAUCAA
Ctenocephalides felis (cat flea) is the source of this 1836-nucleotide messenger RNA. RefSeq names its product integrator complex subunit 14 (gene IntS14). Lineage: Eukaryota; Metazoa; Arthropoda; Insecta; Siphonaptera; Pulicidae. The record is from RefSeq and is a predicted model, not a curated record. The transcript has a single exon. Gene Ontology annotation, cellular component: integrator complex. Gene Ontology annotation, biological process: snRNA 3'-end processing. The coding region runs from base 312 to 1826 and encodes 504 amino acids.